Caenorhabditis elegans is the source of this 1045-nucleotide messenger RNA. RefSeq names its product F-box domain-containing protein (gene fbxa-90). The transcript has 3 exons. Bases 101 to 1006 code for a protein of 301 amino acids. The record is from RefSeq and is marked reviewed. Lineage: Eukaryota; Metazoa; Nematoda; Chromadorea; Rhabditida; Rhabditidae.
UAGUCAGCUGGUGCGCCUGCGUCUCUGCGCUGUCCAACUAGGCCACUAGUCACAGAGAACUGUGUUGAAAUCACUUCAUUUUUUCUUCAAAUUUCUCAAAAUGUCAUCACUCUCCGACUUGCCAAUCGAACUUAUUGAACAAAUUUUGAAUAAUCUGGAAGCUUUGGAAAGGCUAAUCGCUCGAAAAGUGUCCUACAGCUUCCGAGCAAUAAUCGAUAACCUCGGUCCAAAUCUGAAGACGGUUCAUGUAAAUUUUCAUGAAAAAUUUUCAAGACUAAUUCUCGAUGAGAACUACGGCGGGGUUACCUAUGAGCAAGUUGAUGGAGCCUGCCAAGUUGAAUAUAAGAACAGUGGCCGAGUACAUGCUGGAAGGAACCACGUUGAAAUGUUGAUGGAGGACUUGAAGAGCUUGGUGAAGUACCCUGAAGUUGAUGAAUUUCUGAUACAGCUGGCUACCAACAAUUUUAAUGAAAGAAAAAUCAUUUUAAAGGCAAUUGAGUCAUUUUUCGAAUCCUUAAACUUCAAGUUAAAAGCGAAAAAAGUGAUUAUCGAUGACUUCACCGCCCGUGAAGUUUCUGAAAUACUUCAGAAGUUCGAACCUGAAAUUCUCGAAGAAAUAACUCUCCAAGCUCAAUUCCUAAAGUACUAUGAGCCGAUAAAUGGCGUUGUGGAACUCGAGCAAUGGAAGAAAGCUAAAAUUCUGAACAACCGGUCCAAGUUUCUGAUCCCUAUUAAGCAUAUUGUAAAUUUCACUCAAUUUGACAUAAAUGUGAAGGAUCUGACGACGGAUGAUGCAUUGGAGAUUAGAGAUAUUCUCAUAAAAUCCUUGACACUGGAAUCUGGCUACUUCCGAUCCGUCAUUGCCAACUCUGUCGCAAUUCCAAGUGUUUUUGAACCCGAUCAUCUUUUCAGGAAAUUUGCACUUUUCGAAUUCAAAACUCCACGCUGUGAAUUUCAAUUCGACUGUGGACCGAAUUAUUUAUCGUUUCAAAAGAAAUCUUUAUAAAUUAUUGGAACAUUCAAUAAAAAUAAACUUCAAAUUUUU